Molecule: messenger RNA, 536 nt
Organism: Entrophospora candida
Lineage: Eukaryota; Fungi; Glomeromycota; Glomeromycetes; Entrophosporales; Entrophosporaceae
Source: the annotation of a GenBank genome assembly
GAGAGUCAUGUAGCUUGUCAUCAUCAACAAGAAAAAAUUGGGAAAGAACUGUGGCUGCGGUAGUGGAUACAAAAAGAAAAAUGCUUGGGAGGAGAGGUGACCUUAUAAUUCGUAAGUUUACAGAGUUUGGGUAUGCAGAAGCAGGCCGACAAUUUGAGGGACAGAAUGAUGAAUGUAAAAUUUGCAAAUUGGAAACAAUUGGAUUCCUUCAUUCUGGGCUUAUGAUGUCAAUUUUGCAUAUGGACUCACCAGCAGGAUAUGUAUGUUGUGUGAAGUCUCUUUCUAUUGCACCACAUACUAGUGAGUUUGGAAAAAACACACUUUCUGUAAUUGCCAUUGCAUGGAAGACUAAAGAUGCCUGUGAUACAACUCCACCACCACCACAAAAACGACAAAAGGUGUAUUUUCCAACAUGUUUGGACACUCCAUCAAAACCAUCAAAAAGAAUCAAGGAGACUCUAUUCAAUCCGCUUAGGUCAACAAUAGCAAGUAAAACACAAGAGGAAUUCACUGACAUCAAUGCUCAGGAUAAUUAG